GCCAAGAUGGAGCCGGCAGCCGCCGGUCCCGGCCCUCUGAUUGUGAACAACAAGCAGCCCCAGCCGCCACCUCCUCCGCCGCCUGCCACCGCACAGCCUCCUCCCGGGGCGCCGAGGGCCGCUGGAGGCCUCCUGCCGGGGGGCAAAACUCGCGAGUUUAACCGCAACCAGCGCAAAGACUCGGAGGGCUAUUCUGAGUCUCCGGACCUGGAGUUUGAGUAUGCCGACACAGACAAGUGGGCUGCAGAGCUCGCAGAGCUUUACAGCUAUACAGAAGGACCAGAAUUCCUGAUGAAUCGAAAAUGCUUUGAGGAGGACUUCCGGAUCCAUGUGACAGACAAGAAGUGGACUGAGCUGGAUACCAACCAGCACCGUACCCAUGCCAUGAGGCUUCUGGAUGGCUUGGAAGUCACUGCCCGGGAGAAAAGACUCAAGGUGGCUCGAGCAAUUCUCUAUGUUGCCCAAGGUACUUUUGGAGAGUGCAGCUCAGAGGCAGAAGUGCAGUUCUGGAUGCGCUACAACAUCUUUCUGCUCCUGGAGGUGGGCACGUUCAAUGCCUUGGUGGAGCUUCUGAACAUGGAAAUAGAUAACAGUGCCGCAUGCAGCAGUGCAGUGAGGAAACCUGCCAUCUCCCUGGCUGACAGCACAGACCUGAGGGUUCUGCUCAACAUCAUGUACCUGAUUGUGGAGACUGUUCACCAGGAUUGCGAGGGUGACAAGGCCGAGUGGAGAACGAUGCGGCAGACCUUCAGAGCUGAGCUAGGGUCUCCUCUGUACAACAAUGAGCCAUUUGCCAUCAUGCUAUUUGGGAUGGUGACCAAAUUUUGCAGUGGCCAUGCACCCCACUUCCCCAUGAAGAAAGUUCUCUUGCUGCUCUGGAAGACCGUAUUGUGCACACUAGGUGGCUUUGAGGAGCUGCAGAGCAUGAAGGCUGAGAAGCGUGCUCUCCUUGGCCUUCCCCCACUGCCUGAGGACAGCAUCAAGGUGAUCCGCAACAUGAGGGCUGCCUCCCCACCAGCCUCUGCUUCAGACCUGAUUGAGCAGCAGCAGAAACGGGGCCGGCGAGAACACAAGGCUCUGAUAAAGCAGGACAAUUUAGAUGCCUUUAAUGAGCGGGAUCCCUAUAAGGCUGAUGACGCUCGAGAAGAGGAAGAGGAGAAUGAUGAUGACAACAGCCUGGAGGGGGAGACAUUUCCCCUUGAGCGAGAUGAGGUGAUGCCUCCCCCACUACAGCACCCUCAGACUGACAGACUCACCUGCCCAAAAGGGCUCCCUUGGGCUCCCAAGGUCAGAGAGAAAGAUAUCGAGAUGUUCCUUGAAUCCAGCCGCAGCAAGUUCAUAGGCUACACUCUAGGCAGUGACACCAGCACAGUGGUGGGGCUGCCAAGGCCAAUCCACGAAAGCAUCAAGACACUGAAACAACACAAGUACACGUCGAUUGCAGAGGUCCAGGCACAGAUGGAGGAGGAAUUCCUUCGCUCUCCUCUCUCAGGGGGAGAAGAGGAAGUUGAGCAAGUUCCUGCAGAAACCCUCUACCAAGGCUUGCUCCCCAGCCUGCCUCAGUAUAUGAUUGCCCUCCUGAAGAUCCUACUGGCUGCAGCUCCCACAUCAAAAGCCAAAACAGACUCAAUCAACAUCCUGGCAGAUGUUCUGCCUGAGGAGAUGCCCACCACAGUGUUGCAGAGCAUGAAGCUGGGGGUAGAUGUGAACCGCCACAAGGAGGUCAUCGUCAAGGCCAUUUCUGCCGUGCUGCUGCUGCUUCUCAAGCACUUUAAGUUGAACCAUGUCUACCAGUUUGAAUACAUGGCCCAACACCUGGUCUUUGCCAACUGCAUCCCUUUGAUCCUGAAGUUCUUCAAUCAAAAUAUCAUGUCCUACAUCACUGCCAAGAACAGCAUUUCUGUCCUGGAUUACCCUCACUGCGUGGUCAAUGAGCUUCCAGAGCUGACUGCAGAGAGUCUGGAAGCAGGGGACAACAACCAGUUUUGCUGGAGGAACCUCUUUUCUUGCAUCAACCUGCUUCGGAUCUUGAACAAGCUAACAAAGUGGAAACAUUCAAGGACCAUGAUGCUGGUGGUGUUCAAGUCGGCACCCAUCCUGAAGCGCGCCCUCAAGGUGAAGCAGGCCAUGAUGCAGCUCUAUGUGCUAAAGCUGCUCAAAGUGCAGACCAAGUACUUGGGGCGACAGUGGCGCAAGAGCAACAUGAAGACAAUGUCUGCCAUCUACCAGAAGGUGCGACAUCGGCUGAAUGAUGACUGGGCGUAUGGCAACGAUCUUGAUGCCCGGCCUUGGGACUUCCAGGCAGAGGAGUGUGCCCUCCGUGCCAACAUUGAACGCUUCAAUGCCCGGCGCUAUGACCGGACCCACAGCAACCCUGACUUCUUGCCAGUGGACAAUUGCCUACAGAGCGUUUUGGGCCAGCGGGUAGAUCUACCUGAGGACUUCCAGAUGAACUAUGACCUGUGGCUAGAAAGGGAGGUCUUCUCUAAGCCCAUUUCCUGGGAAGAGUUGCUGCAGUGAGGGACUGUCCUCAUCAUUGCUGCAGUGCUCCUCAUGCCCUCCAGAUGGCAGCACAGCUCCAUUGAUUCUCACAGCCAGCCCUGGGCCUGUGAGGACAUCUAGGCUGACCUCGGCCUGACUCCCAACAUCCUACUCAGGAGCAGUCUUCUCCAAGCUGGAAUCUACUCUUUCUCCACUUCCCCAGUUUGUGCCC
Arvicola amphibius (Eurasian water vole) is the source of this 2713-nucleotide messenger RNA. It is a transcript of the gene Strip1, whose product is annotated as striatin interacting protein 1. The record is from RefSeq and is a predicted model, not a curated record. Gene Ontology annotation, cellular component: cytosol. The transcript has 21 exons. Lineage: Eukaryota; Metazoa; Chordata; Mammalia; Rodentia; Cricetidae. Bases 7 to 2520 code for a protein of 837 amino acids. Gene Ontology annotation, biological process: cytoskeleton organization.